AUGCGUCGGCUCGACCUGCGUGAUACCACGGCCUCACAGAAAACCGUCGUGAAACAAUCACAACGUUGUGUUUCGCCGUGUUGUUUCGUUGUUGCAAAGGUCAUUGAUUACCCCAAGGUUCUGAAGUCGAUACACCUAGGUCAGGGACUUCGUUGGCUCAGCAUUUCAAAGACCACGGCUUCACAGAAUACCGACACUAAAAACAGCGUUUUGUUUCGCCGUCCUGCGAACCGUGAGAAGAUGAUGUCAAGGUCUGCGUUACUUCUCGCUGCCCUCGGCCUAGGCUUAUCCACAUUCAGCGUCCGUCAGAUGAUCCUCCACCAAACCAGACGAUUUUAG
Spodoptera exigua (beet armyworm) is the source of this 339-nucleotide messenger RNA. The record is from the annotation of a GenBank genome assembly. Lineage: Eukaryota; Metazoa; Arthropoda; Insecta; Lepidoptera; Noctuidae.